This is a messenger RNA of Theileria equi strain WA, 2283 nucleotides long. RefSeq lists its product as hypothetical. The record is from RefSeq and is a predicted model, not a curated record. The coding region runs from base 1 to 2283 and encodes 760 amino acids. The transcript is spliced from 4 exons. Lineage: Eukaryota; Apicomplexa; Aconoidasida; Piroplasmida; Theileriidae. Gene Ontology annotation, molecular function: syntaxin binding. Gene Ontology annotation, cellular component: GARP complex. Gene Ontology annotation, biological process: retrograde transport, endosome to Golgi; endocytic recycling; Golgi to vacuole transport.
AUGGAAAAAAAAUCCGACUUGUUGGCAGUGCUCGCUCUAAAUACCGAGAAACUUGUCCAAGAUCUUAAAUGGCACUUUGAAUCCCUAGAUAAUCCUAAAAGCAUUGCAGAUUUAGAUCCAAAGUUUAAUUCUCACGUAAAGAACCUUUUAGAAGAAGAAAGUACUCCUACACAUGACCAUAGGGAUACACAUUUCGAGGAUGAUACCAAAUGUCCGGAAAAUGCUGAAUUUCAGGACAUUGCCCACUAUUAUACAAAGGUGUUCGAUGGAAUAGUUGACAUCUGCAAGGCAAAACGCAAGGAACUGGAAAAGGAUGUUGUAGAAACCCUGUUGAAGCACGAACAUGAGUUAUCAGAGUUCUCGAUGGAAGUUAGUUAUUGUGAUGGAACCCUUAAAGUAGUAGAAGAUUCAAUAUCUAAGCAGUAUGAUAGUUUAGAACAGUCUUCAAAGAUUAUAACAAAGCUUCAUAAUGAAUCCAAAGAUAUUUCUCUGCGUUUGGAGAAUAGAAAGCUGCUAUUGGAAAGGUUACAACGUUUUGUAGAUGAUGUUAUCAUUACUCCAAACAUGAUAAAGGCCAUAUGCAAUGAUCCUAUCGAUGAAAAAUUUGUUACUGUCCUUGAAAACUUUAGAAUAAAGUCUAAUAAUAUCAAUAAAAUACACAAGGACUAUCCAUCUGUGGUUUGUGAUCCAAAUAAUAAUAAUUAUGCGCAGGAAUCAUCAAGAAUCCAACUUCAGAAGUUAGAAUUGGUCUUGGUUAGGAGAAUUUCCGAUUUUUUGUCACUGGAAAUCAGCAAGCUUUCAAUGCCAAAGGUAAAUAUUCAGCUUAUCCAAACUACAAGGUUCCUUUCUCUUCUUCCCCUUUAUGAUUAUCUCAAAGAGUUUAAAAACUACUCUUCUGAAAUAUCUAAAAUGUAUGUGAGUACGAUGCGCAGGACAUACUCUCAUCUAUUUGAAAAUUAUCUCUUGUCUCUUGAAAAAGGAAAAGGGAGAGAGAGAUGUAGAGAUGUAUAUUCUAUACUGAAGGGAUUAGACUCUGGUAAUAUAACAAGUAACAAGGAAACUCUUAGUCGUUUUGGCUUGAGUGGCAGAGACUCUGUGCUAUCAACUUAUAAUUCACAACCAAUUCUGCCAACUGGGCUCCAAAAUAUUGUUCUAAAACAGGAGGAUAUUGUCAGAUCAUUUUUAAAACUUUUUGUUGACACAGCAACCACGGAAUUUGCCUUUAUAUCUAAAUUUUUUUCCUGUUCAAAUAAGGCUCUGAAUGAUUCUCGUGAACCUGAUUCCAAAGUAACUAGAGAAGCAUAUGAAUUUAGUACAAAUGGAAUGUUCAGGGAGGUAUUAGUAGAUGUCCUGGAUAUUUUCAAGGGAAAUCUUAAUCACUAUAUUUCUUCAACCUAUGACGUCGUUGGCCUCGUUAUGAUAUACAGUUUGGUUGUUAUUAAUAGGAAAGUACUAAAGGGUAGAGAAUUGACACUUUUGGAUCCAGAAUUGUAUGAAAUAGAAACUAUUUGUUUUCAAAGAAUAAUGUACGUUAUAAAGGAUUUUACUGAUUUUAUUUUUAAAUUUGUGCAAGGCUCUCAAGCUAGUGCAGUAAGUACAUGGAUGCCAGCACCGUUUACGAUAAAUUGUGCUCACAUACUUGUGUCCCUUAUCAAGAUGUACGAUUAUGUUGUUCAAGUAUCCAAUGACGCAGUUAUUAGUUCGUUCUACAAGACUACACUUAGAUUAUAUAAACUCCUGCAGAAUUCGAUAAUUGAAUCCGCAAAACGACUGAAGAACAAGGAACAGGAAUCUAUUAUAAUAAUUGGGAAUUAUUCAAUGCUCUACAACAUCUUAUUUAAUACCUGUGCUAUUUCUGUUGAUAAUGCUAAUUCUAUAUUUGCACAGCACAUUAAAACGGUUGAAGAAAUAUUGAAUGAGAAUUUGAAUAUCUACUCUGGGAUCAUCAUAAACGAUCACUUUAAGUUUAUAAUUGAUAUAGAGGUGCCAUCCGAUGAUGAUACUCCAAAAAAAACUCUAAGUAUCGCAAAUUUAGCAGUGAGCUAUAGAAAAAUCGCUGAAGAAUUUAUGGACAAAUACAAGGCAAAGCUUUCCAAGAUCCAUAAUCGUAUAUCAGCAUCAUUUACUUACAAACCUAUAGCGCUUUUGGUCACUAGAAAUGUACUCGACCACCUGAAAAAUGUAUAUUCUACAUUUUACUCCACAAUAAAAUCACAUUUUAGUGAUACUGGAGCAGAAUGGCUUGAAAACAUGCCAGAUGUAUCUGAAUUUAACUACAAUUAA